AUGGACACAAACGCGUACAGAUUCCGCGUACCCAAGCCGAAUUACUUACCUCACAGGACUGAUAAGGACGACAUCGUUGAGGAAUACGAGCCCCUCGGCCAAGCCAGUGAGCUUGACAACGCCAAGUACUUCGCCAAAUGCAAGCGCAUAGCCGAGGAGUCGGGCAUCACACGGCCAAAGGGCUACAAUGUCUCUUUCCAUUGUAAUCCUGAAAUGGAGAAGCACCACUUCGGCCAGACUCAUCCGAUGAAACCGUGGAGGCUUACUCUCUCCAAGAGUCUUAUAUAUUCUUACGGCAUGUCCUUCGCCAUGGACAACUACAUCGCUCGAGCUGCUACAUAUGAAGAGCUCAACGACUUCCACUCUGACGACUAUUUGGACUUUCUUGGCGUCGUCCUCCCCGAGCCUGUCCCCAGGGACGUUGAGAACGCUAAUCCCGACCUCAAAUUCAACCUCGGCGGCUCCGACUGUCCUCUGUUCGAGGGUCUUUACGACUACUGUUCCAUGUCAGCGGGCGGAUCUCUCGAUGCUGCGCGCAAGAUAUGUUCCAACCAGUCCGACAUUGCCGUAUCAUGGGGAGGCGGCUUGCAUCACGCCAAGAAGGCCGAGGCGUCGGGGUUCUGCUACAUCAACGAUAUCGUCCUGGCCAUUCUACAGCUCCUGCGCUGCUUUCCUCGUGUCCUCUACAUCGACAUUGAUGUGCAUCAUGGAGACGGUGUUGAGGAAGCUUUUUAUUCCACCGACCGCGUUAUGACGGUAUCGUUCCACAAAUACGACCCUCUCAACUUCUUCCCUGGCACCGGUGGACUUGACGACAACGGUCCUAAGAACGAGCAUAAUCCAGGAGCCCACCAUGCCAUCAAUGUUCCUCUCAACGACGGUAUCACUGAUGAUCAGUACAAGUGGCUCUUCGAGAAUGUCAUUGGUAAAUGCAUGGAGAAGUUUCGACCCAGUGCUAUUGCGCUACAAUGCGGUGCCGACUCUCUUGCCGGAGACCGUCUUGGACGUUUCAACCUUCAAGUGCAGGGCCACGGUGCUUGCGUCGAAUUCUGCAAAUCGUUCGGAGUGCCCAUGAUUCUCUUCGGCGGCGGCGGGUAUACUCCCCGCAAUGUGGCCCGCGCCUGGGCCUUCGAGACCAGCAUCGCAAUCGGUUGCCAGGACAAGAUUGAUCCCAUCAUCCCAAUACAUGCUCCUUGGAGGGACCAGUUUAGAUAUGAGGAGCUGUUCCCGACGUUGGAACAGAUUCUUGGGGAGCCACGCGUGAAUCGCAACACACGAAAGCGUCUCGAUGACGUGCUGCAGCAUGUGAUAGAACAGCUUAGGUUUGUACAAGCAGCCCCCAGUGUCCAGUACCAGACCAUUCCCCCAGACUUGGGCGGCUUGAGAGACGACGUUGAAGCAGCACUCAAGGAACAGCGGGAGGCCGAAAACGACGCUGUAAGGAAACAACGGGAAGAGGCCGUUGGACAGGCAAUGGAGUAUUGA
Messenger RNA from Colletotrichum orchidophilum, 1485 nucleotides. Its product is annotated as histone deacetylase. Gene Ontology annotation, molecular function: histone deacetylase activity. Bases 1 to 1485 code for a protein of 494 amino acids. The transcript has a single exon. Lineage: Eukaryota; Fungi; Ascomycota; Sordariomycetes; Glomerellales; Glomerellaceae. The record is from RefSeq and is a predicted model, not a curated record.